AAGCGUUGAAAAAAGGUAAAGGAGGCAUCGUUUUUUUAUAUACGCUUUCCCAAGCUCCGCCCGGCCACCAUAUCCUCUGCCCACUCUGCCUGCCCAAACCUACCACUUCACACUGCCGCCACAGCCCGCAGCCACAGCGAUCGAGCCCCUCUCCCUCCGCGAGCCGUGUGCAGCGGGCGACGGGAUAACUAACAAAAAUGGCGGCCGUGGUGGCGGCGGUGGAGGCGGGGGUGGUCGCGGUGGCGCGCGGGCGGGGCAGCGGCAGGCUGCUCCGGGGAAUCUACUGGAGGCUCCGAGCCGGGAUCCGGCGGAUGCAGUCGGAGCGCGGGAGGUGGCGCGGCGGCAGGCGUGACCACGCCCGGUUCAGCUUCCACUACGACGCGCUCAGCUACGCCCUCAACUUCGACGACGGCCGCGCCGCCGCGGACUUCGUCCUAGUAUGAGUCCGACGCGACAUGGCCGGCGUUUAGCCGCGCAGUAUGCAGGUGGUGUGUGUGUUUGUCUGCGUGUUAGUGCGUUUCUGCUUAGAGGCCCGUGUAAUUAACGGAAGCUGGCGGUGUGUUUGGGUGGUUAGUGUGGCCGCGUACUCUGCUCUUCUUGGUUUAACUAGGAGCUAGUACUACUAUUUUUGGUGAAUGGGAAGGCAGAUUCUGUACUAUUAUUUCUAACACCACGAUUUGCAAGGGGGAAAGAGUGCUUCUUUGCCGUUUUGGUGCUUGCUUUCA
Messenger RNA from Oryza sativa Japonica Group (Japanese rice), 725 nucleotides. RefSeq lists its product as uncharacterized. The record is from RefSeq and is a predicted model, not a curated record. NCBI's taxonomy places the organism in Eukaryota, Viridiplantae, Streptophyta, Magnoliopsida, Poales, Poaceae.